Molecule: messenger RNA, 894 nt
Organism: Colletotrichum spaethianum
Lineage: Eukaryota; Fungi; Ascomycota; Sordariomycetes; Glomerellales; Glomerellaceae
Product: sphingoid long-chain base transporter RSB1
Exons: 2
Coding region: 1-894 (297 amino acids)
Cellular component (GO): membrane
Source: RefSeq, a predicted model, not a curated record
AUGAGCGAACAAAGAGGCAUUUUUGGCUACACUGAUCCCAACUUCCCCAACCCGGGAGGUGAAUGGGAUACGCCAGUAAUCAUCUACGGCUACACACCUUCGUUCGUCCUCGCUGUCAUCGCCGAUGUAUUCUUCUUCCUCCUUCUUCUUGUCCAUACAUGGCAGGUGGUGCGCUAUCGCAGCUGGUAUUUUAUCACCGUCCCCAUUGGCCUCUUUUUCGAGAUCGUCGGUUACGUCGCGCGCUCCCUCUCAGCUAAAGCGAACCCGUAUAACCUCAUCUACUUCAUCCUCAACUACUUCUUCAUCGUCACUGCCCCCGUCUUCCUUGCUGCUGGAAUCUACACCAUCCUCUCGGCCUUGAUUAACCGCCUUGGUCGACAGUACUCGCCGCUUCCACCCAAAUUUAUUUUGUGGUUCUUCAUCACCUCAGAUGUCAUUGCGACUAUCACUCAAAUCGCCGGCGCUGCAUUGAUUGGGGUCAAGCAGUCACGCAGGGAGGACCCAACGACUGCAAACAAUAUCCUGCUUGGCGGAUUAGCCUACCAGGUUUUCUCCAUCGGAUGCUUCGUCAUGACCACGUCGAUUUUCCUCUUCAAAGCCAGACAUGCGAUCAAGGAGCACAGCCUUACGACCUUCAUUGCGGCGUUUGCCACGGCUACAUUGCUCGUCUACCUGCGUACUUGCUUCCGCCUUGCGGAGACUGCCGAGGGUCUUGGAGGGAAGCUUUACUCCAAUGAGACUUUCUUUGGCGUUCUCGAGUUUGCGCCAGUUGUACUGGCUGUCAUCUUGCUCUCUGUUUGGCAUCCUGGCAGAUGCGUGGCUAGGAAAGCCUCUGGAGGCAUAGGUGAUGUUGAGAAGUCAAGGGUCUGCAGCAAUGAGUCUGUUCAGAAGUAA